AUGGCGAAUCCGCCAAACAAUAACGAAAUCCCACAAACGAGUGUGGGAGCAACGGUUAAUAUGACCGUAAGUGAAGCGACGAAUGUUGGUUCGAUACCAGCAGUAUCAGUCACAAACACGGGGCCAAUAACUUCGUUAACAGGCCCCAGAAUACCUUUGGGAACUCCCCCACCAAGGGGAAAUUUAGGCACAAGGCCUGUGGUUCCCCCAGGAUUUAUUCCAUUCUAUGGUAUGCCAACUUCUGAAGUGGCAAGCCUGACGAAUGCUGCGUCCACUUUUUCAGACCCUUUCGUGAGUGCCUCUUCGCCACUCCAAGGCUCUGGAGUAGGCAUGGCGAAUAGAAAUAGGACCCAACUCGUAGGAGGAACGUCCCAAGUAGCCCAUGGCCUUACGAAUGCCUCGACAGCAGUCUUGAGGCAACAAAUGGACGAAAGCAACCAUGAUAUGGUGCAAAUGUUGGCACAAACUUUGACCCCAAAGGGCGCAAAUAAGGGGAAAUCAGGGGAUAUUUGUAGAGGAAGAAACCACCAUUAA
Molecule: messenger RNA, 534 nt
Organism: Vicia faba (fava bean)
Lineage: Eukaryota; Viridiplantae; Streptophyta; Magnoliopsida; Fabales; Fabaceae
Source: the annotation of a GenBank genome assembly